Messenger RNA from Ananas comosus (pineapple), 1191 nucleotides. RefSeq names its product nifU-like protein 4, mitochondrial. Bases 1 to 927 code for a protein of 308 amino acids. Gene Ontology annotation, biological process: iron-sulfur cluster assembly. Lineage: Eukaryota; Viridiplantae; Streptophyta; Magnoliopsida; Poales; Bromeliaceae. The record is from RefSeq and is a predicted model, not a curated record. Gene Ontology annotation, molecular function: iron-sulfur cluster binding; iron ion binding. The transcript is spliced from 6 exons. Gene Ontology annotation, cellular component: mitochondrion.
AUGGCGAAAACAGAUCGAAGAAAACAAAGAAAAAAAGAAAAAAAAGGGGGAAAAAAAAAAGCGAAGGAGAAGGUGAUGAAGCUCCCAUGGAGGAACCUCGUCGCGAGGGGGCUUCGAUCGACGAAGCGCUCCUUGAAACCCUAUCCGCCCCCUCGACCCGUGUCCUCCUCUUCCUCCUCUUCUACGUUUGCGACCUCGUCGUCGAUCCCCUUCUAUGGCCGAAACCCUAACCCUAAUCCCCUCGCUCGCUCUCGUCUCGGCUCGUUCCAACCCUCGAGGUCGGCCCCAUGGAUCGGAUCCCAAGGGCAGAAGAGGAGCAUGUUCAUCCAAACACAGUCCACGCCCAACCCACUGUCUCUCAUGUUCUAUCCAGGAAAGCCGGUUAUGGAAGUUGGAAGCGCGGACUUCCCGAAUGCUCGUACCGCGAUGAAUUCGCCCUUAGCCAAGUCGUUAUUUGGCAUUGAUGGAGUCACAAGAGUGUUCUUCGGGUCAGAUUUUGUAACAGUUACCAAGUCGGAUGAAGCUUCCUGGGAUCUUCUAAAGCCGGAAGUUUUUGCGGCGAUAAUGGAUUUCUACUCAUCUGGAAAACCGCUUUUUCUAGAUUCGAAUGCUGCAGCUUCCAUGGACACAGCAAUUCACGAGGACGAUUCUGAGAUAGUUGCCAUGAUCAAAGAAUUACUCGAAACCCGAAUCCGGCCUGCAGUACAAGACGAUGGUGGAGACAUUGAAUACCGUGGAUUUGAUCCGGAAACUGGAAUAGUGAAGCUAAGGAUGCAGGGAGCGUGCAGCGGCUGUCCGAGCUCGUCUGUCACUUUGAAGUCUGGCAUCGAGAACAUGCUCAUGCAUUAUGUGCCCGAGGUCAAAGGAGUAGAACAGGAGCUUGAUAGUGUGGAUGAGGAGGCUUCGUUGUCGAGCCAGAUGGAAUAAGAAGAAUAAAGGGGGGCAAAAAAGAAUAAGAAGAGAAAAUUCGUAAGGCGACGCUCGAAGUAUAUGGCGACUAAAGAUGCUUCAGUUGCCCGAUUUCAUUUCAACCGAGGGUUUUUUGCGUUCUCGGAGCUGUAAUUCAAUCUCAAUAGUAAACUUGUAGAUCGCGCAUUUUGUUUUAACAUAUGGUUGAGCAGCUUCUUGUUUUAUAUAUAUACAUAACUUGUGCUGUGAAAGGAAAUAAAUUACUGUGAUUUCUUUUGUUCU